AUUGAAUUAAUUCAAUGCUACAGAGUGAAUAUUCGAAGAGGUAGAUAGUGACUCGCUAAAUGGUCAUCUGUCACAUCUUAUUUAUUCAUUCAUUUCGUUCAAAUCUAUAAGUGAUUUGAGAUCUCAUCUACUUUCGCAUAAUAAGCGGUCGCUUUAUUGACUCAAGAAAUUAUAUCUAAUUCAGCCAUCAAAGAAAGAGCAGAAGGGUGAAAAUAUGGGCGAUAGGAAAUAUGUUAUUGAAGGAUUAUCUCCAAUGGUGCCCUUGCCAAAGGAGUCUUUUGGUGAAGUGAUUUACCGGAAUUUCUUGAAACAUGAAGAGGAUGAUGUAGCUCUGUACGAUGGAUAUUCUAAGAGGAAGGUGACGUACUAUGAGCUCAUCAUGCAGACCUGUUCAUUAGGAGAAGCUUUGCGAAUCAAUGGAUAUGCUGAGAAUACCGUCAUUGCCAUUUGCAGUGAAAAUAAUCUGCAGUAUUUUUUUCCAGUUAUAUCUGCCAUGUACAUCGGGGCAACCGUAGCUUUAAUUAAUUUCGAUUAUACUAUUGAAGAACUUGAGGGUAACUUGGGCAUUUCCAAACCGAAAGUUGUCUUUUGCUCCGAAGCCUUAGUUGAAAAGUUCUACGAGUUAAAGAAGAAAUUGAUAUUUAUUGAAAAAAUCAUCGUUAUUGACUCGGGUGAUAGUACAAGUAAAGCUAUGUGUUUGAAAGAUUUUAUAGAAGAAAGUUUGGAUGGAGCUUGGACCACCACUAUAGCUACAACGCAAGUGGACAUAAGGGAACAUGUAGCGUUUAUUAUGAACUCUUCCGGUACAACUGGAUUGCCUAAAGGGGUUAUGUUGACCCAUAAUAAUAUGAACACCUUAUAUGUACAUUUCAAAGAUCCUAGAAUACACGAUCAAGAGAGUGUUACCUUGUGCGUAGCUCCAUUUUUUCACGCGUAUGGAUUAUGUACCACUAUAACAGGCUUGAUGAUUUAUGGGUCCGUGGUUGUUUUCAAGGAAUUCGAAGUGCAAACAUUCUUGAAGGCUGUCGAAACCUAUAAAGUCAAGAGGUUGUUCGUGGUACCUCCAUUGGUAGUUUUUCUAUCAAAAAGCGAAUUGGUGGAAGAAUAUAACUUAUCUUCCAUCAAAGAAAUAAUAUCUGCUGCUGCACCUUUGAAGGAAUCAACAGAAAGAGAGAUCAAGAAGAGGCUGAAUUUAAAUCUGAUAAGACAAGCAUACGGACUGACUGAAACGACUUUCGCAGUGGUGUUCAGUGACAGGAAGGAGGAAAAAUGGAAACCAGGUUCUUCAGGAAAAGUUACCCCUUACAUGAAAUUUGCCAUUAGGGAUAUAGACACCGGCGAGUUUUUGGGUCCAUAUGAAAGUGGAGAAGUGUGCAUAAAGGGGGAGACGGUGAUGAAAGGUUACUACAACAACCCAGAAGCUACAAAAGAAACUUUCACCGAUGAUGGCUGGUUCUUAACAGGAGACGUUGGAUAUUACGACAACGAGUAUAAUUUUUAUAUAACUGACCGUAUAAAGGAGUUGAUAAAGUACAACGGAUUCCAGGUUGCUCCAGCAGAAUUGGAAGCUCUUCUGUUAUCACACAAGGAUAUUCAAGAUUGUGGAGUUGUCGGCAUCCCCAAUGAAAGAUCUGGUGAACUACCUGUUGCGUUCGUAGUAAAAAAAGACGGAUCAUCAUUGAGAGAAACUGAAGUACAAGAUUAUGUAAAAAGGAGCCUAUCUCAACAGAAGUGGCUGAGAGGAGGCGUUAUAUUCGUCGAUGAAAUACCAAAAACUGCGAGUGGAAAAAUUUUAAGGAGAAAACUACGAAUUUUGGCACAAGAAAUUUCGAGAAAAAUCUCAUGACAUUAAAAUUUGAUUCAUUAUUAAUCUAAGUAGCAGCUAACGUGCUUUUGUAUGAUGAAAAUAUGACUUUUAUAUGUGAUCCAAUUUGUGAGAAAAUAAUUGAACAAGGUUAUACAAGGAAGAGUUUCGAGAAGCUGUGCACGAUUGGAACAAUAAUCCAUAAUAUAAUACAAUAAAAAGUGUUUUCUCGAAUGAA
Messenger RNA from Coccinella septempunctata (seven-spotted ladybird), 2042 nucleotides. RefSeq names its product luciferin 4-monooxygenase-like. Bases 215 to 1846 code for a protein of 543 amino acids. NCBI's taxonomy places the organism in Eukaryota, Metazoa, Arthropoda, Insecta, Coleoptera, Coccinellidae. Gene Ontology annotation, molecular function: long-chain fatty acid-CoA ligase activity. Gene Ontology annotation, biological process: fatty-acyl-CoA biosynthetic process; long-chain fatty acid metabolic process. The transcript is spliced from 8 exons. The record is from RefSeq and is a predicted model, not a curated record.